Messenger RNA from Bacillus rossius redtenbacheri, 525 nucleotides. Its product is annotated as cuticle protein 38-like. The transcript is spliced from 3 exons. The record is from RefSeq and is a predicted model, not a curated record. Lineage: Eukaryota; Metazoa; Arthropoda; Insecta; Phasmatodea; Bacillidae. The coding region runs from base 1 to 525 and encodes 174 amino acids.
AUGCUGUCAGGCCACGUGGUGGAAGGUGUUGGAGCUGCUGGUGACUUGUCCUGCCUGGCGACCUCCUGCACCUCGCUCCAUCGGCGACCCACAUCGCAACGCCGGGACUCGAACCCGCGGCCCCCGGACCACGCCCAGCAGCGAGCACGGGACCUUGUACCUGUUCCUGUGCGAGCUGCAAGGUCCCUCGCGUGUGUAUAUAGCCGGCCCGCCUCCACGGGCGUCACACUGUCCUCAGUGAUCCUGCCCCUGCUGUUCGCCGCCGUGUCGGCCGGCUACCUGGGCGCCCCCGCCGUCGCCUCCUACGCCGCCGCCCCCGUGGCCUACGCCGCCCCCGCCGUGGCUGCCUACGCCGCCCCCGCCGCCGUGUCCUACGCCAACACCUACAAGGCUCCCCCUGCGCGCCUGGCCUACGCCGCCGCCCCCGUGGCUUACGCCGCCCCCGCUGCCUACGCCGCCCCCGCCGUGGCUGCCUACGCCGCCCCCGCCGUCAUCAAGUCGCCCCUCGCCUACGCCCUUCACUAA